Capsaspora owczarzaki ATCC 30864 is the source of this 1316-nucleotide messenger RNA. Its product is annotated as fragmin60. Bases 33 to 1139 code for a protein of 368 amino acids. The transcript is spliced from 2 exons. The record is from RefSeq and is a predicted model, not a curated record. Lineage: Eukaryota; Filasterea; Ministeriida; Capsasporidae. Gene Ontology annotation, molecular function: actin filament binding.
CCCCAAAACAAAACACCAAACCAAAACCAACAAUGCAAAAGGCCAAGAAGUUCGACAUUGAGGACUCCAACAUUGCCCUCCUCGGCUCCAGCCUUGACAAGGACGCCCGCAAGGCCGCCGCUGCCAAGGAGCCCGCUUGGAACAACGCUGGCAAGAAGGCUGGCGUCCAGGUCUGGCGCAUUGAAAAGUUCCAGGUCAAGGAGUGGCCCGCCAACCAGCACGGCCAGUUCUACUCUGGGGACUCGUACAUUGUCCUCAAGACGUACGUCAAGGACCCCGCGAACAACCCCGACAAGCUGAGCUGGAACAUCCACUUCUGGAUUGGCGAGGAGUCCUCGCAGGACGAGUACGGCACUGCUGCCUACAAGACUGUCGAGCUUGACGACCACCUCGGCGGCGAGCCCGUCCAGUUCCGUGAGGUCCAGGGCUUUGAGAGCCCCGACUUCCUCCAGAUCUUCCCCAAGAUUGAGCUCCUCAAGGGUGGCGUCGAUUCUGGCUUCCGCAAGGUCAAGCCCGAGGAGUACAAGCCCCGCCUGCUGCACAUCAAGGGAAAGAAGAGCGUUGUCGUUCGCGAGGUCGAUCUGGCCCGCGGCUCGCUCAACUCUGGCGACGCCUUCAUCCUCGACAACGGCCUGACCCUGUACCAGUUCCACGGCGCUAAGGCUGGCAUCCUCGAGAAGCAGAAGGCUGCCCAGCUCGCUCGCGAGAUUGACGCCGACCGCAGCGGCAAGCCCGUCGUUCACGUCGUUGAGGAGUCCGACCCCAGCGACUCGAAGGCCAAGGAGUUCUGGGGCCUGCUCGGCGGCGUCGGUCCCAUCAAGACCGCCGAGGAGGGUGGCUCGGACGACGCCCCCAAGGGCGAGAAGAAGCUCUUCCGUCUCUCGGACGCCACUGGCAAGCUCACCUUCACCGAGGUCAAGCCCGUCGCCCGCAAGUCGCUCGACACCUCGGACGUCUUCAUCCUUGACGCCAUCAACGCCAUCUACGUCUGGGUUGGCAAGAAGACCACCGACAACGAGCGCGCCAACGGCAUGAAGUUUGCUGCCCAGUACCUGAUCGACUUCAACCGCCCCAAGGCCCUCCCCAUCUGCCGUAUUCUCGAGGGUGGUGAGACCCAGACCUUCGAGGGCUCGUUCUAAAUGCAAACGCGCCAGUUGUUUGUCUGCUUGUCGAUAGUUUGUAUUUGGGGGACGUGGUCUGCUUGACUGAGUUUUGUGGCAUGCGUGAAAAAGGUGUUUUGUGUUUUUUUUUUCUUCCCGCCCAGCUGCAUGAAUACAGUCAACCGUUCGGUGUAAAAAAAAAAAACAAGAUGCGCA